Daldinia loculata is the source of this 1241-nucleotide messenger RNA. RefSeq lists its product as uncharacterized. Lineage: Eukaryota; Fungi; Ascomycota; Sordariomycetes; Xylariales; Hypoxylaceae. The record is from RefSeq and is a predicted model, not a curated record. Bases 360 to 563 code for a protein of 67 amino acids. The transcript is spliced from 2 exons.
AAAACGCAUGGUCCGUGUGUUUGUAUCUGUGGGUCACGACUUGAGUGUUUCUCGAAUUUUGGUCUGAGUCAAUUUGGGCGCCAAGGCCGCAAGAGUGGCACAACUUUUUCAAAAACACCAUGUUUACGAUGACUUAAUAUUCAACAACAACGUAUAAGAUGGCUUCUAUUUUUAUGACUCGGGGCUAGUAUUUUGCUUUCUCUACCUUUCCAUCUUUUUUGCAUACCCGUACGGUAUCGCGUUGUGAUAUCGCAGGCCUCGACGUCUAACGUAAAAGUGGCAUCGCAACCGGUAAUACGCCGCAGUCAACACCAACAACACCCACAACAACACCUACAACACCUACAACCAGGUAUAAAAUGGUAUAUUUUAUAUCUGGGGCUAAUAAUUUAAUUGCCCCAGCAUUGUCGUCUUUUUUUUUUUAUACCCGUACGAUCUCGUUGCGUGUUGCGGCUAUCGCGUUGCAACGCGUGUUGCGACCGGUGUUGCGGCUAAUAUUAGCCACUUUUAUCAAUACCACAACAACAUCCACAACACCUGCAACCACGUAUAAAAUGUUUUAAGGGUUAUUAUUCAAUUGCCCGAACAUUUUCGUUUCUUUUUUAUACCCGUACGACCUUGUCGCGUGUUGCGGCUACCGCGUUACGGCUACCGCGUUGCAACCGGUGUUGCGACCGGUGUUACGCCUAAUAUUGGCCACUUUUAACACCCCCGAGAGGCUUAAAACGUAUAGAUUUAAUCGAUAAACUUAGGGGUAAAAACGACCAAAUUGACUUAGACCAGUAAUGCGAAAUUUUUUUGUGAGGGUAAGUUAAGGGUAUGAUUGGUCAAAAAAUGAUGUGGCUAAAAGGGUACAACGAGAGGAACCAAAAUUUCGCAUCUGGUCUGAGCUACUGAGAUAAAACCCGGUCCAGAACUGUGAUUGACCCGGAACGAGACUCAUGCUUUCUCCCUGUAUUAUACACUAUAGAAAUAUAUUCGCCGUCACGAAUGCUGGGAAUCCUAUCUGUAUGAAGUGCUUUUAAUGACUUUAACAUUGUAGUGUUAUUUUUGCCAGUGCAGUCGAGGUGUCAAGCCUUCACUUUUAAACAAGUCAUGGCGAGUCUAGAAAUUUUUCUUCUUAGUCUUCUCGGGCUUCUAUCAACAGGACAAUAGGGAUUAAGUUAACAUGAUCCCGAGUGUGCGCUAGAAGUUCUGUGUUUUAUUUCCGCGGGAACUUAAAAAGGGGGGAAGGAUAAGAC